CUGGGUGUGGCCGGGAUGGCUCUGGGCGUGGCUGGGUGUGGUUUGGUGUGGCUGGGUGUGACUGGGAUGUCUCUGGUGUGGCCAGGAUGGCUCUGGGCGUGGUUGGGUGUGGUUUGGUGUGGCUGGGCGUGGCCCCUGUUGCCCCGCCCCCUGACACUGUCCCCACCCCUCCCCGCAGUGUCCCACGAGGGGCGUGGCCGGGCGCUGGUGCUGCGGGCGCGGGCGCUGGGCGUGGCCCCGGCGGUGGGCGGGGCACGGGCGGAGCUGGCGCUGGGCCACGCCCUGAAGCUGGAGCCGGGGCUGGGCGCGGCCUGGCGGCAGCUCGGGGAGCAGCGAUGGCGCCGGGGGGACCUGAGGGGCGCCCGCGACGCCUUCGGGGGGGCCCUGCAGCAGGGUGAGGACCCCGAGGCGCGGCGCCUGCUGUCCAUGGCCCUGCGCGCGCAGGGGGCGGGGCCCGGCCCGCGGGGGGAGGGGCCCGGAGCCGGGGGGGCGGGGCCGGGCCCGGAGGGCGGGGCCCUGCGCGAGAGCCUGGCCCAGGCGGAGGCGGCCGUGAGGUGCGACCCCAGCGACGGCCGCUCCUGGUACGUGCUGGGGAACGCCCACGUGUCGCUGUUCUUCGCGGGGGGGCAGAGCCCCGGCAGCGCCCGGCGCGCGCUCGCGGCCUACGCCCAGGCGGAGCGCGUGGACCCCGCGGCCGCCGCCGACCCCGACCUGCACCUGAACCGGGCCACGCUGCUGCAGUUCCUGGAGCGGUUCCAGGCGGCCCUGGAGGGGCUGAGCCGCGCGGCCGAGCUGGCCCCGGGCUGGGACGAGCCCCGGCGGCGCCACGGGAACCUCCUGGAGUUCCUGAGCCGGCUCUGCGCGCUGCUGGCCAGCAGGGGGAAGCUGCGGGGGAAGCGGCGCCGGGGCCUGGCCGGGCCCGUGCCCCUCCCCCUCCUGGGCCCGCUGGGGGGGGCGGGGGGGCCGCGCCCCUCCCCCCUCGCCGCGCUGCGCCCGGGGCCCAACCCCCAACGGGUGGUGCUGGGGAGGGUCCUGUUCAGCCUGGCCCCGCCCGGGGGCGUGCCCUACACGGUUGGGCUCCAGGACGGCGCCGGGGCCGUGGCCGCGGUCACCGUGUACAACGCGGCCCCCACCUGGGGCCUGAGCGUGGGCGACGCGCUGGCGCUGCCAGAGCCGCUCCUGACCCAGCACCAGCACCAGCACCAGGGACAGACUUUCUCCUUCCUGGGGAUCCGCGUCUCCUCCCCGCUGUCCCUCGUGGUCAACGGGAAGCGCCCGCCCGCCUCCGCCCUGGCCCCGCCCCGCCUGGCGCUGUCCAAUCCCAGCGCGCUGCCGGGGGAGGCCACGCCCCCCAGACCACGCUGACCACGCCCACCUUUGGGUGCAGGGGCGGGGCUUGUGUCAGAAUUUGGGGAAAUAAAGGAAUUUUUUGGGA
This is a messenger RNA of Poecile atricapillus (Black-capped chickadee), 1435 nucleotides long. It is a transcript of the gene TTC5, whose product is annotated as tetratricopeptide repeat domain 5. Bases 16 to 1365 code for a protein of 449 amino acids. The transcript has 9 exons. Lineage: Eukaryota; Metazoa; Chordata; Aves; Passeriformes; Paridae. Gene Ontology annotation, molecular function: protein binding. The record is from RefSeq and is a predicted model, not a curated record.